Porites evermanni is the source of this 4463-nucleotide messenger RNA. The record is from the annotation of a GenBank genome assembly. NCBI's taxonomy places the organism in Eukaryota, Metazoa, Cnidaria, Anthozoa, Scleractinia, Poritidae.
AUGUUUCAUGUUUACUGCUUCAUGCUGAUUGUAUCACUCAUUAUUUGUGGAAGCAGUUGCUCCAUAAUUAAACCUCCGCGUUCUUGUUUAAGUGACGAUUUACAAUUACACAAAAUUAGAUUUUGUGGCCCGUGCUUAUAUACGGUCACCUAUUACAAACGGAAAUAUUUGUCUAGAAGAAUUCCGUAUGCUUCAAAUGGUAGUUUUAAUCCUUACAUAAUAACAAACAAGGAAGCACAUUUGGUCAAUGGAAAUCCAGCAUUGUCAAAGGAUUCAAACUCCCGUAAAUCUUCCCAAACCAAACCACAUUUACAAGAACGUUUUGGUAAAGAAAUAUCGCAGUCAUUGCCUCGUUCAUUCCUCCCCGUUGAGCAAAUGCAUUUCAGGAAUUACUGCCUUGAUUUUCCAGGAAAAUUCUCAUGUGCAAUUGAUUGUUUUAUGGAGUUAAGCUGUUACAUUUUUAAAGAUGCUAUUGAGUCUGUGGAACGUAAUGAAUUUUUUGAAAUGUUAUACACAGCAUGUGUGCAAGUAAAUAGUGGUGAAAUCCUUUCCAACCAGUUACGUUCAGUCCGAGAACCCAUUUGGGCCUGGAUGAGACAGAACUGUGCCUCUUUUACAGGUAUGUCAGAUAAUGCUGUAUUCAGAGACAUAUUCCAAAUCAAUACAUUUGGAGAAUUAACGUUUGGUUUAAAAUCAUUAUUUCUUAUUCAACAUACCAAUUAUUCCAUUCGUUCAUUGUGUAACCAGGAAAUCACCAAAUCCACAGAUGUUUUUGUCUUGUAUAUUACCUCCCGCCAUAUAAAUCAGAAUGGUUUUGAAAGUUCUGUAUCAGAAGCUAUGCUGCCAAACAUCAAUAGACUUUUUUGUGUUUACUGCCAAAAUCAUUCUGGAAGUGUUGCUUCACUUCGACACUUUGUGUGCGUGCCAACCUUCUUAAUGAUAGAAUUGUCACCUGAUUGUAUAACUCAAAUGUUUUUUCCACAUGAUAUGGAAACCUUAAGAGUUUCAUACUGCCUCAAAGGAAUUGUUAGGUGUUUAAAUAGACAUUUUACUGUUGUGCGAGCGGUUGGAUCUAUAUUGAUGAUUUGUGUGUUUCUGUAAGGCGUUUCUUAUCCUUUCAAGAAGUAUUGUAUAGUUAUCCGGAUGGCUGGUUUUUUUCCAUAUUUCAAAAGUCUGAGUCUGUAGACAUCAAUUUACAUGAAUCUGCAAAUCAGACCUGUAAUAGCUUAACCAUAAAUCCAGUUGUUUGCAAAUCAGUGUCAAAAGACUCUUGCAGUACGAAAGAAGUGAAGUUAGACCAAAAAGUCACAAGUUAUAAAAAGGAUAACAGAGUCAAAUGUAAUAACUAUAUGAAGUGUUACAGAAAACAGCCAGAAGUCAAGGCAAAAAAUAAUGCAUACAUGCAGAAGUAUAGAGCUAAAACUUAUUCUGAACUUGACCUAAGAGAAAGGGGCAAAUUAGAAAUACGUAAAAGAAAUGAAAACCAAAGAAAUGAUUUAGUAAUUAAAUUUACAAUGAAGCGGAAAAGUCAAUAUUAUGCAGAUGAAACAUUAAACGACCUAAACAGGAAAUAAGAAAAAGGUCUUCACAAACAUCUAGUGAAGUGAAGGAAAGAAAAAAGUUGUACAUGCGGGCAUACAGGCUCAAGAAAAAAAAUUCAGAUAGUAGUGUAAUGACUGAAGGAGUAACAAGUCUGAAAAAUGGAGUUUCUAGCCAGGAAAUGUAUUUAUCUGAGUUUAAAAUAAGUAACUGUGAAGAGCUUCACCAACAAGAGUGGGCAAAACUGAACAUGCAAAAGUUUCAUGAUUCGAUGAAGUUAAGAAUUUCUUUAUGUCAAUGCUGUCAUGAAGCAUGGCCACUUCACAUUAAAACAAAAAAGAAAAAGGAACAUAUAUUUGUACCAGGUGCUUAAGAGACAAGAAUGAUACAAAAAAAUUUUCGUUUGAAAACAGCUUUCUACCAUCUGCUGUGCCAGUAGAACUUAAAAAACCGACACAAAUAGAAGAAAUGCUCAUAGCCAGAGUGUUCCCCGUUAUGAGUGUUUAUACUAAGCCAGGAGGGCAGAGAGCAUAUAGAGGCCAUUGCAUCAAUUUUCCCCAAGAAGUUCAACAGCUUUUUUAUACUUUGCCUAGGCAACCAAAAGAAUUACCAGUUAUUAUAGUUACAGUUGAUGGUAAAAAUGAUAUGUCAAAAGAUCUAAUUGUGCGUCGAGAAAAAGUAUCAUAUGCCUUACACUGGCUGGUGAGUCACAAUCCUGUUUACAGAGACGUACAGAUUGAUUAUGAAUGUUUAGCUCAACUUCCCUUAGAAGGCAUUCCAGCCGAUCUCUCAAAAGUAAGGUGCGAAAAAGGAAGCGGAAGCGAAGAAUUAGAUCCAGACAGAGGUCCACUUGAUAUUGAUGACUUGCCAAACAACGAAGACACAGCUGAGUAGUAUGUUGUUAAAUCCUGUGAAAUCCAAGCAACAGAAAGAAAUCAUAAAAGAUGAAAUAUUGCAGCACAAUAAGAUUAGAUGGCCUGAAAGGGGCCAAAUACCUGUUAGUGAAUUUAAAGUUGAAUUCUUAGCAACAAUGGCUUUCCCAACCCUCUUUCCUGAUAGCAAAGGAGAUCCCACUAACUCGGGAACAAAACGUGAUGUUACUUUUGGUGAAAAAAUUAAAGAACCUUAUAAAAUUUGGUGAAAAGAAAGAUGAGAAAUGGCAUUAUAGGUUUGCGCACACCCUAGAUUUGCUUAUUGGGCAUUCAACAUGCUUCAGAGACAUACAAUGCUUAGCCAAGGAAGUAUAUUUCUCAAGCAAAAUCCAGGAGAAUCUCACAUGUCUGUAGAAGAACUGAAGGAAAUGCUUCAUUCAAAGAGUUAUUCAGGAGUUAUGUCUAAGUUGAUGCAUUAUGCAAAAAAUGUCAGCAGGGGAAUGACACGAGUGCUGUCAUCUGCUUGUGGCAAUAUCAUUCAUUGUAACUUAUUCUUUUUUUUAAAAAAAAUCGUUUUGCUAAACAAGUAGUCCUCAGUCGCAAUGCGGAUUAUAGAAAUUUUUAUGUUAUCUUGUAUGAUCUUUUUGAAACUUUCUUUGAGUAUGAAAACAAGAAUCUUUGCAAACUAUGAGGAAAAAAAUAAAGUCACAUGGAAAGUGACCCUCAAGUGUAUGGCUCUAAGCGCUCACUAGCUUUAUCACAAUUCACCCAUGGGCAAAUAGUAAAUGCCGGGUAAUUGACCAGUGAGUACUUGCUUUACUUUUGUUGCAUCAUAUUCAUUUAUUAGAACCAAGGCAGAAAAAAAUUAAAUCUACUUCCUUAGUGGGCAGGUGAAUUUCAGUUUGACUUGUCCCCACUUAAAUAUUUCUUGCCUGGGAACACAAUGCCUCAUGAUGUAUAGUUCUAAAGUACUGUCUUUUUUCAUUAAGUUAUAGAUUAUUAUUAUAAGCUGGCUACAUACAGCUGUAUGUGCCAUGUAUCCUUAAUAUAGUCAAACUCCACUCUAUGGACACCCACUGUCUUGAUACAGUCACCUCAUUAUUAUGAACAGUUUGCUUUGUCGUCAAGGAAAGAAAGCCUUUUCUUUUUAUCUAAAUUCAACGUGCUUAAUAUGGACCUGUUGAUACAGACACUUUCUUUGACCCCCUCAGUGUCCAUAUUAACAGGGUUUGACUGUAGCAACCUGGACGUUAGGUCUCAAGGUUUUUGCAUUUUGGUCAACUAAGCACGUUCACAGGAAGCCUCUAGAACACCGUUGAAAGGUGAUUUUAUUUACUAGUUGAUUUACUCUAUACCUCUUUGUUAUUCCAUUGAUGUUGUCAUUUUAAUUAAUAUCAUUAUUUUCAGGUUUCCACUUGUAUAAAAAUACUAUAACUUUCUGAGGUGAUUCUCACUGUGAUGCUUAUUUUAUUUGUAACUGAAAGAUGGGCUUAUUUGUAAACUGAGUUGCUAACACGUUAUUGUUACUUUAAAAAAUUACAGUUCAUGAUGUCAGCAAGAAAGCAGUCUAGGGGUAAGUUGUAAAAUUUUAUUCAAGUUGAUGUUCCCUAUGAAAGAGCUUAUAUGUUUGAUAUGAUGGGAAAGUGGGAGCAAAGAUGGAAAACCUUUUUUAGUUCAAGACACUUGAAAAAUGUUCAAGCAAACUAUGCUAAGAUAGCAUAGCAUGUGUUAUUGUGUUAACUAUAAUGAUGAUAAUAGGAUUAUUGUUGCUGUCACUGUAAGCGCAUUGAUGAUCAUGCAUCCUGAAUUUGUUUGCUCUUCUUUUGUUUAGUAAACAAGUAUGGGUACAUCCAAAAAAUAUCCCCCGUGAAAACCGCUGCAAGAUCCAGACAUGAUUGGUUUGACUUUCACCUGCAAGUUUCACCGACUAAAGUGCAAAGAGUAGUUGGAUUUGACAAAACAAAACAUCCCAAGAUCAAGCACUUCCAAGAAACCAAGUCUCCCGUCUUGUUAAAGAACCUUCUUAUACCAGAAGAUGAAGACAACGACUGA